AAGAUCGUCAAAUUCCGUUGUUCACCCACGUUUCACGUUGCUCACAUGAGAGCUAAUAUUUAGCAAAUUUAAGUAUUUCCAAGCUCAAUAAUGAGGCCGUUGACAGAGGAGGAAACGAAGACUAUGUUUGAGAAGUUGUCGAAGUACAUCGGCGAAAACAUCAAACUUUUGGUCGACAGGCCUGACGGAACAUAUUGUUUCAGGCUUCAUAAAGACCGUGUCUACUACAUGAGCGAGAAAAUUCUUAAACUGGCGACAAACAUUUCCCGGGACAAACUGGUGUCAGUUGGGACAUGUUUUGGAAAGUUCACAAAAACCAGCAAGUUCCGGCUCCAUAUCACAGCUCUAGAUUUUCUGGCUCCUUAUGCAAAAUUCAAGGUGUGGGUGAAGCCUGGAACAGAGCAGUCUUUCCUAUAUGGGAACCAUGUGCUAAAAUCUGGUCUUGGGAGAAUCACAGAGAACACAGAACAGUACCAGGGGGUUGUUGUGUACUCCAUGGCUGAUGUGCCCCUGGGUUUUGGAGUUGCAGCCAAGUCUACACAGGAGUGCCGGCGUGUGGACCCCAUGUCUAUUGUGGUCUUUCACCAGGCUGAUGUUGGAGAGUUCAUCAGAAAUGAAGACACGUUAACAUAAACAUGGAUCAAAAACUGGGCUUUAUUUCAUCUGAUCAUCUACAGUCUGAAGGACAGUGUUUACUACUGUACUGUAGUCAUGGACUACCUUUACUCUGACCAUUUUACAAAUUCAUUAAUUUAAGCUCAUUAUACAGAAAAACUUUUGUAGAAUAAAAUGUUUUUGUUAAAAAAAAUAAAGUUCCACAUUUUGAGGUA
This is a messenger RNA of Cynoglossus semilaevis (tongue sole), 830 nucleotides long. It is a transcript of the gene nip7, whose product is annotated as NIP7 nucleolar pre-rRNA processing protein. Gene Ontology annotation, biological process: ribosome assembly. Gene Ontology annotation, molecular function: RNA binding. The coding region runs from base 91 to 633 and encodes 180 amino acids. Lineage: Eukaryota; Metazoa; Chordata; Actinopteri; Pleuronectiformes; Cynoglossidae. Gene Ontology annotation, cellular component: nucleus. The record is from RefSeq and is a predicted model, not a curated record. The transcript is spliced from 5 exons.